Molecule: messenger RNA, 510 nt
Organism: Cynocephalus volans (Philippine flying lemur)
Lineage: Eukaryota; Metazoa; Chordata; Mammalia; Dermoptera; Cynocephalidae
Gene: S100A3
Product: S100 calcium binding protein A3
Exons: 5
Molecular function (GO): calcium-dependent protein binding; calcium ion binding; transition metal ion binding
Source: RefSeq, a predicted model, not a curated record
AUGGCACAUUUCUCAGCGGUCAACUCCACAUUUGCAGCAGGGGAGCUCUGGAAGUGUCUGUACCCAGACCUCCGCAUACCCAGGCCCACCUGCCCCUCAGAUAUUGCCUUCAGACUCCUCGAAGGGCUUGAAGCCAAGGAAAAACUGGGCAAGGGACUCCCUGUGCAGGUUUCUACAUGGAGGAGCUCUGGCAUCCUAAAUGAGAAUGGCCAGGGCCCAGAGCAGGCAAUAGCUGCCAUCAUGUACACCUUCCAGGAAUAGGCAGGGCACAGUGGUGACAAGUACAAGCUCUACCAGGCAGAGCUCAAGGAGCUGCUGCAGAAGGAGCUGCCUACCUGGACCCUGGCUGAGUUUCUGGAGUGUGACUACAACAAAUUCAUGAGUGUUCUGGACAUCAACAAGGACUGCGAGGUGGACUUUGUGGAGUACGUGCGCUCUCUCGCCUGCCUCUGUCUCUACUGUCACGAGUACUUCAAGGGCUGCCCUCCAGAGCCCCCCUGCUCCCAGUAG